AUGUGGACUAACAAGGACAUUCAGAUUUUGAAUUUAGCUAAUAAUUUGCUGAAUGGGUCGCUGGCUCCAGAAAUUGGAAACAUGAAGAACAUGAUAGAGUUAUAUCUAUCAGGAAAUCAAUUCUCGGGUAAUAUUCCUCGCACUAUAGGACAACUUCAAAGUUUGGAAAAUCUAACAUUAUCAAACAAUCGAUUGCAUGGUCCUAUACCUGAUUCGUUUGGUAAUCUGAUUUCAUUGAAAAUGUUGGAUUUAUCCAAGAAUAAACUCGAUGGCGUAAUCCCCAAGUCAAUGGAUAAACUUGAGGACCUUGAGUAUUUCAAUGUUUCGUUCAAUGAACUGACCGGUGAAAUUCCAAAUGGAGGGCCUUUUAAGAACUUUACCUCUGAUUUUUUCAUUGGCAAUGGAGAAUUGUGUGGAGCAUCUCAAUUUAAGGUCAAGUCAUGUAAUACAACUCGAUUAUCUAGCAAUACCAGAUUUUUGAAGUACAUUUUACCAUCAAUUGCUGGUGUAUUGAGUCUGGCCAUUAUUGUGGUUUAUUUAAUAAGAUGCCAUUGCAGAAAUACACUUCUUCCAGCUCAGUCUACUUCCCCCAUCACUUUCAAGAGGAUUUCAUAUUAUGAAGUGCUAAAUGCUACAAAUAAAUUUGAUGAAGAGGAUCUGAUUGGCAAAGGCAGUAUUGGUUCUGUUUAG
Messenger RNA from Fraxinus pennsylvanica, 690 nucleotides. The record is from the annotation of a GenBank genome assembly. NCBI's taxonomy places the organism in Eukaryota, Viridiplantae, Streptophyta, Magnoliopsida, Lamiales, Oleaceae.